This is a messenger RNA of Pyricularia oryzae 70-15, 2749 nucleotides long. RefSeq lists its product as uncharacterized. The transcript is spliced from 6 exons. Gene Ontology annotation, biological process: transmembrane transport. Gene Ontology annotation, molecular function: transmembrane transporter activity. The record is from RefSeq and is a predicted model, not a curated record. NCBI's taxonomy places the organism in Eukaryota, Fungi, Ascomycota, Sordariomycetes, Magnaporthales, Pyriculariaceae. Bases 759 to 2495 code for a protein of 578 amino acids.
UACUAACUAGAGCAGCCCUAAUGAAUUCGGGCUAGCAUAGUGACAAUAAAGUGCACUGGCUGCAGCGGUAAUUCUGUACCUUAGCUGCAACAAUUCUUCACAAGUCCGGACGAGUCGGCACACUUUGGGUCUCAAGACAGCCAGGAUGAAACCCUGUAGCAAGCGAGUGACGCACCUUCCCUAAAUGCUGACACAGCUUUGAACGAAUUUCCAAUUUUCGAAUGUCAAUGACGAUUUGAGCAGGGCCGCUCGCACACCGAGUGCAUGCAACCUACCUUGCCCAAAAUUUCCUCUACUAUUUUGAAAAGUUGUGGAAACAGACUGCUACUUAAACUUGCCCCAAGGGGAAAAAAGGAGAGGGAAAUAUAACAGGACAAGCAGCCUCUCAGUUGUCUGCCCGUCCUCGACAUCUCCGGCUCCAGCUGCCGAAUACCAGCCACCCACUCCCAUACCCGGGGACUAUUGCAAGGGUGCUGGCUUGCAUGCAGUGAGCCUGCAUCGAACAGCCGUCAUCGGCACUUUUAAUCGCUUAUCGCACAUCAUUGAAAUAGUCGCAUUCUUUUUCUUCGUUCGUUCUUAUUUAUCGAGGCCUCAUUUGCUUGCCUCUAGUCCUUGGGUCCUCAAGCGUCCCACCUGGCUGUCAGGAGUACCGGUCUCUCCCAGCCUCCCUUCGUCGACGUUUUAAACGGACCAAGGUCGUGAAUUAGUCCCUCUUUAUUCUCGAUUGGUCCCCAUUACCUCUCACAUCAGUUUCUACAAUGAACGGUCCCGAUCCUGUGGGUGUGAAUGAACGGGUCGCGCCUAAGAAGACGACUGUAUCAGCCGGCAAUGGGACCAUUGGGUGGAAAGACUUGCCAAAAAAGCACCAACUUGCCGUGAUAGUUCUUGCUAGGCUAUCGGAGCCAUUGACGCAGACCUCCCUCAAUGCCUACUUAUUCUACCAGGUAAAAUGGUUCGACCCGACGCAGACAGCCGCCCAAAUCGCCUGGAAGGCCGGUCUGCUACAGAGCAGCUUCACAGGCGCCCAGUUUCUCACGGCCAUGGCCUGGGGCCGCAUCGCGGAUUCGAGUGUUUUCGGGCGCAAGAGGGUCAUUCUGUGCGGCCUGUGCGGGACCUUCUUGUCGAGCGUUGGAUAUGCUUUUUCCACAACAUUUACCAUGGCGCUGAUCUGCCGGAUAGUUGGGGGUAUCACGAAUGGCAACGUCGGCGUUUUGAGAACCAUGAUCGGCGAAACUGUCCGAGAGAAAAAAUAUCAGUCACGGGCUUUUCUCCUGCUUCCCAUGACUUUCAAUAUAGGCGUGACUAUAGGGCCUAGCAUUGGCGGCAUGCUUUCAGACCUGGCCGGAAGCUACCCAAACACAUUCGGCAAGGUUCCCCUAUUCGUCAACUUCCCAUACGCAGCGCCUAAUUUAUUCUCUGCUUGCAUCUUAUUUUGCGGCAUUACGUUUACCUGGCUUUGUUUGGAAGAGACUUUGGAUAGUCGCCUGGAUAAAAGAGACCUGGGUCUUGAGCUAGGGAAAAAGAUCUCCGAGUUCCUUGGCUCGUUGGGCUUAUUCUCAAGACGCGAUAAAGCUGGUUACGAAAGAAUUGCAGCCAGCGCAGACGAAGCCGAGGUCAACGACGUGGACCCUGAUUCAUCUAGCCCGACACUGAACGGUAGCCGGCGAUCAUCGGUAGAUGAAUCUAACCUAGCAGCCCAACAGCCGACACCCCCACGACGCCCAAGAUAUACGCAACGCUUGCCCUUCCGUCGUAUCUUUACGCGCAACGUGGUUUUUACAGUCAUGGCACAUUUUCUGCUUGCAUUCCAUCUGGGAACCUUCAACUCUCUCUGGCCCGUCUUUCUCUCGACCCCGGCUUUCGAUCCCUCUUUGCCAACACCACCUGGCAGCCUACCUCGGCGAUUGCCAUUCAUUUUCACCGGCGGUAUCGGUUUUCCAUCGCAGCAAGUAGGCCCUGCAAUGUCGAUCCUUGGGACCAUCGGGAUCCUCUUACAGCUGUUGGUGUAUCCCAAACUUUCUGCCAGGCUUGGAACGACCACAUCUCUGCGGACGUUCCUCACCUGCUUUCCGGUUGUUUACUUUGUCGUCCCCUUUCUCAGCCUCAUUCCUAGCACGGACAACUCUCCAGACUCGCACACCAAGACGGGCCCGGCAAUUUGGCUGGCUAUCACAACAGUGAUAGGGCUGCAUGUUCUGGGAAGGACGUUUGCGCUCCCAGCACAAACUAUACUUAUCAACAACUGCUCGCCACACCCGAGCGUCCUUGGCACAGUCCACGGAAUCGGUCAGACGGCAAGCUCGGCCGCACGCACCCUGGGGCCGGCUCUAGGCGCACUUAUCUUUGGUAUUGGUCUUGAGAAAGGCGUGGUGGCCAUCGUAUGGUGGGUUCUUAGCGGAGUUGCGGUUCUCGGCUUGUUGGCCACCUGUCUUUGGGUUCGCGAAGGCAAUGGUCAUGAGAUCUGGCUUGAGGGUGACAAUGAGGAAGAAAACUGAGGCAGGCUGGAGCCAGCGGCCUGGAAACAUUGCUAUUGUGUCACGUAUCCUGAUUCGUGGGGUUACAUAACAAGGAAGGUUUUGGUUUAAUACUUGCCACCAGCAUCUGGGAGUAACAGCGUAUUCACUUGAGGUUCUCUGCGAGGUUCAAAACAAAUCAUGCAUCAUGUCUCAUUCAUAAGGGCGCCAUAUGCGCCAAAUAUCUAUAACCUACACACCAGACCACCAGAAUGUCUCGGAUAUCUUGAAUGAGC